CUCGAGCAUCCUGUCGUUUUUAAAGCCGCACCUCAUAUAGAAACGCUCAGGGAUGGCAGGAAGUCCUGAUCACGAACAAGGAGAUGGAGGCCCUCAGAACACAAUCAUUCGCCUUCAAAGCUACUUACACGGAGGAACCUCCAGCUUCAUGUCAGCGGUCCCCACCGUAUUCGUUUUUCCCGUCUACAAGACCAUUUUCCGUCAACAGAUCCACAACGCCUCAGUGCACCAGGCGGUGGGACAGCUCUAUAAAGAGGGUCUUCUAAAGCUCUAUAGGGGCGUGGCUCCACCACUCCUGAUGAGGACUCUGAAUGGCACGCUUCUCUUCGGCCUGCAGGACACACUCCUCCGUCAUCUUUCACUGUCAACCACCACUUCGGCCGCUGCCCUACCUGCUCUGGCUGGAUUUGGGGCAGGUGUUGUGGAAGCUGUGGUCUUCACCCCAUUCGAGCGAGUUCAGAAUGUGCUGCAGAACGGCCACAAUGACAAGCAUCUACCAUCCUUGAGGAGUGUUCUCAUGAAGUUGAAGGUAGAAAGGAUUAGCCAGGGCUAUUACAGAGCCUUCCUGCCCAUCGCAGCCCGUAACGCCCUCGGCAGCUCCCUGUAUUUUGGCCUGAAGGGGCCUGUGUGUGUUGUUGUGGAGGGACAGGGACUCUCUCCCAUGGCCUCCUCAUUCGUCUCAGGAACGCUGACCUCUAUGGUAAUCAGUUUGACUCUGUACCCUCUGUCUGUGCUGGUAGCAAACAUGCAAGCACAGGUGGGAGGAGAGGUUAAGGGUGUCAUUGAAUGUUGGAGGCAGCUGUGGAAAUCUCGGAAUCACAGCUUGGUUCCGUUGUAUCGAGGAGGGACCCUUGUCAUCCUACGGUCAUGCAUUACUUGGGGAAUCACCACAGCUAUUUACGACAGACAACAGAAAGGGUCCUGAACGUGGAUGCUGAAAGUUAUUCUGCAUCAACCCUGCUUCUCAUUAAGUGCAAACUUGGUAAAAUGCUUUGUUCUUCUGAUUUAGUAGAUUUUUUAAGCCUAGGCCUUUCUUACAGAAGAAAUUCUGAUUCGUCAGAGUAAAACUCAGGUGUUCCAUUUCUCAGUUAAAUUACUGAUUACUGUCUCAGGACUGUGUUAGAGCCGUUAUUUGCAAGAAAGCUGAUGAUUGUUUUCAGAGGAAGCUGAGGUUGGAGGAAGUGCAAUUCCUUUGUGCAACUUUUACAGAGAACUGAAUGUUGAAAGUAUUUCUCAACAAAAUGAUUCUUGGAUAGAAAAAAUCUAAUAGUGAAUGUUAUUUCGAUUGCAAGUGAAACAACAGGCCCUUGCAAUUGAAAUGAAUUUUAUUUUACUGCGUUUUUUUUUUUUAAGACUUGCUUUAGUUUUCUGGAGUUACUCUGACUGGAAAUGCUAAGUGUCUUGUUCAAGAUACCUGUUUAUUGGUGGAGCACCACCUCCUAGAUCCAGUUCCUGUGUAAAUAAGCAUCAGUUUCCUUGUAUUUAACCACCCAAUAAAAACAUGGUUGAUGAAACAUAGACAUUUUUUUAAUGUAAAGUUCUUUUUUAGGCUUUUUUGUCAUUGGAGUUCUAAAACAUUAAACAUUGUAUUUAUUUUUGGAUGAACAUGGCUCCAACCUCUGGGACCAAUUAAUCUUGAUUUGUAAUGAAUGAAUGAAAUACAAAUAAAAUGAUGUUCUGCAUGUCAAAUAUGAACUGCUCAUAACAACCUAACUUAAAAAUACUGACUGAUCUCUUUAAAUCAUUGUAGCACACCUGCCUUGAUGAAAACAGCAUGCUGCCUAUUUUAUGUACAAUAAUGCAAACUAAUAUCGCUACUGCCAAGAGGCUUUGGUGAAUAUUUCUCAUGUUCCUCAAGUUUUAAGUCGAUUAUGGUGCUAGUUAAAAGAAACUGCCUUAUUGAUUUCUAUGGGAAUUUGUGCUCACUGCAAUGCUGUCACAUAUUUGUGAAAGAUAUAGUCUGACAUUUUUACUAAUAGAAUGGUUAGCUUGAGAACACAGUCUUUAUUGAACAAAUAUGAUCAGAUAACCAUGCAGUCACUUAACUUCAAAUGUACAACAAACAACUUCCGAUUUAAGAAAAAUUGGCACAUACAGGGAAUAGAAGAUCAGUGAAAAAUGAAUCAACAGUUUACCUUAAACUGCAUGUUGACUGAACAUCAGUUAAGACGAUGUUACAUGCACUGCAAUAUCAAGACACUUAUAUUCACUAUCCUGCAAGUCAUGUUAUUGUUGUUGGUAUGAGGUUUGUUAAACAAGGUAGCAGCUUAAGACGUGUUUUACAGGCAUCCAGAAAAAAACAACGGUAAAUCAUAAUGUUGUAAACCAACUGUGUAAACCGGAAGACAAUAACUAAUUAUUGUCUUCCGGAUUGUCAAUUUAAAUUAUUAUUUUUUAUUUAUUUUGUACCAAUGGUUGUUGGUGACUUUUUAGGUGCUGAAAACCA
This is a messenger RNA of Poeciliopsis prolifica (blackstripe livebearer), 2446 nucleotides long. Its product is annotated as solute carrier family 25 member 53-like. The coding region runs from base 53 to 925 and encodes 290 amino acids. The record is from RefSeq and is a predicted model, not a curated record. The transcript has 2 exons. NCBI's taxonomy places the organism in Eukaryota, Metazoa, Chordata, Actinopteri, Cyprinodontiformes, Poeciliidae.